AUGCAGGAGAAGAAGGAGAUCAUCCCUUUCCGCCACUUCAACCACUGCGUUGGUCGCAAGGCCCAAGCGAAAACCUUCGGCGUUGUCCAAGGACGUUGGCCCGUGAAAUCCUGCGAAUUCAUCUUGCAGCUGUUGAGAAAUGCGGAAAGCAAUGCUGACUACAAAGGCCUGGACACCGAUGUAGGUCAUAUCGGGAUGCUUUGGACUGCGAUGCAAGUCGUCAAUGAUGCGCAGAGUAAUAACAUUCAAAAUGUCAAGAUCUGGACCACGAAUAUCGUCGUGAGCAAGGAUAUCGAAUUGAGCAUUAUCUACAAGUGGCAUCCGCAGCCGUCAAUACAUUUGAAAUGGCAGAAUAAGGCAACAAGCGAAACCCGGAUAAUAUUGCGCAAGUGCGGACGAUCCGAAGUCGUCUCAAUGGCGCACCUGAUAUGG
This is a messenger RNA of Mesorhabditis spiculigera, 432 nucleotides long. The record is from the annotation of a GenBank genome assembly. NCBI's taxonomy places the organism in Eukaryota, Metazoa, Nematoda, Chromadorea, Rhabditida, Rhabditidae.